AGAUUACGAUUGUUGUUGCCUGUUUGUCUUUUUUCAGAUUUCCAAUGUGACAACCAAUUUUUUUUAAACUAUGUAGAUAGUAACUAAGCCAUUUAAAUGACAUGGGUUCGCGCAUAUGUUAUUGAUAUAUUCUGGUCAGAGUUGGAUUGGAUAAAGGCCCAGAAGUUACCCUUCUCUCCAGCUAAGAUGGGAGGAGCUGUGAGCGCUGGGGAGGAUAAUGACGAGUUGAUUGACAACCUGAAGGAGGCACACUACAUCCGUUCAGACCUGGUGGAGCGGGCCUUCAGGGCCAUCGACCGGGCCGACUACUACCUGGAGGAGUACCGUGACAGCGCCUACAAGGACCUGGCCUGGAGGCAUGGCAACAUCCACCUAUCAGCCCCCUGUAUCUACUCUGAGGUGAUGGAGGCCCUGGACCUGCACCCGGGCCUGUCCUUCCUCAACCUGGGCAGUGGGACGGGGUACCUCAGCACUAUGGUGGGCCUCAUACUGGGUCCAUUUGGUGUGAACCAUGGGGUGGAGUUAUAUGCUGAUGUGAUUGAGUAUGCCUACCAGAAGCUAGACUACUUCAUCAAAACCAGCGAAAGCUUUGACAAGUUUGAGUUCUGCGAGCCUUCCUUUGUGGCGGGGAACUGCCUGGAGAUCCCCUCUGAGUGCAGGCAGUAUGACAGGGUGUAUUGUGGGGCAGGGGUGCAGAGAGACCAUGAAGAAUACAUGAUGAACUUGCUGAAGGUGGGGGGUAUUCUGGUACUGCCCCUAGAGGAGAAGCUAACCAAGAUCACGCGUACAGGCCAGAGCAGCUGGGAGACCAAAAAGAUCAUUGCUGUGUCCUUCGCUCCCCUGGUGCUCCCCAAAGAUUACACCAGUAACAUCAAAACAUCAAAGACCGCCCCACUACCCACGUUUGAGGUGCGGACGCUGCAAGAGCUGGCUCGUAUAGCCAUCCGCCACACCCUGAGAGUGACCACGGACAACAGGGGGGGUCAGCCACGAGGCCGGGGCUCUUUUGGAGGAGGCAGGGGCCUGGGGGUCAGUGGGCUCCACAAGUACGGUCCGCGUUUUAAACGCCGGCGCAUUCAUCGGCGCCACGGCAACUCUGUGGUACUGAGCAGUGCCCUCCCUACCUCCGCCCCCCUGGACAACAACAAUAACCGCGGGGGCCAGAAGGUGGAGGAGCAGGGAAGGGCAACCCGGGGAGCGGGAGAGGAGGCUGCGGCAGAGGAGGAGGAGGAAGAAGAGGAGGAAGCAGAGAGGGAGACAGGGGAGCUACUCCGGGCAGAGCCACCUAUAAACAUCUUGAGAGAGAGGAUUCUCUGUCUGCCCCUCCCGGAGCCUCUGAAGAUGUACCUGCUGUACUACCGGGAGAAAUGACUUCUCCACAGAUAGAACUAACAGCAGAAAACAACCAAGCAACCAGCCUUGGGCAUCUACAACCCCUGACCCCUACCAUUCUUCUAGGCAGGGCAACAGGCCCCCUGUUACUGACUUACUGACUGGGUCUGUAUCCCUCCUGUCCUCUACAUCAUCCUCUCUCUCUCUCUCUCUCUCUCUGUGUUUUUCUUACUCAAUGCCUUUUCUGUAUGUGUAAGAAGCAUACAUAUUUGACCAGUGUAAUGGUAAGAGUUUCACCUCUGUGAUAGAAAGGCUCCCUGGGAAUCUGUAGCUUAGCUUUCUCAAUGGCACAGAUAGCUUUCUCUGACAGCCAAACAGAUCCAUUUUAACUCCGAGAGUUGGGUGGGUGUGAGUUUGUGAUCUAUCAUUCUGUGCUGUGACUGAGCCCCGGACAUACGGUGGUGUCUGUUAUCUUGUUGGAAGACUUCUUAUUGGUCGUUACGUGCAGCCACAGGUUCCAGAGCACGUUGGUUCAGGUCUUCAAUAAAGGUAAACCACUGGAUAUUGCUUUAGAGCCUUGUGCUUCAUAAAUGGCAUAGUGUCCGAGCCGGAGGAGAAAUAGCUUGUCAUUUCAGUCGUGUCCAGAAGCCAGAGAGACUUUGUUUGGCAUAGUGGACAGGGAUUGGAGACCACACAGCUGGGAUUUUCCCUAUUAGACCCCCCCCCCCCCCCCCCCCCCCCCCAAGUUCCCAUAACAUCAUAGAUCUGUUCAGGGGAGCUGUUUGUGUGGAGUUGGAACUCUGUAAAUCAACAGAUCUUGCACAAUGAGUAUCAGGUAGGAUUCCACAGUGAGGCCAUUUUGUUUUUGAUAUUGCACAUCGUAACAUUGGUCUGAUCUGGUGUGGCUGAGUGGAGCUGGUAGAGGUGCCUGUUGAAGACGUGUGGGUGUGGAGCUGGUAGAGGUGCCUGUUGAAGACGUGUGGGUGAGUGGAGCUGGUAGAGGUGCCUGUUGAAGACGUGUGGGUGUGGAGCUGGUAGAGGUGCCUGUUGAAGACGUGUGUGUGUGGAGCUGGUAGAGGUGCCUGUUGAAGACGUGUGUGUGUGUGUGUGUGUGGAGCUGGUAGAGGUGCCUGUUGAAGACGUGUGGGUGUGGAGCUGGUAGAGGUGCCUGUUGAAGACGUGUGGGUGUGGAGCUGGUAGAGGUGCCUGUUGAAGACGUGUGGGUGUGGAGCUGCCUGUUGAAGACGUGUGGGUGUGGAGCUGCCUGUUGAAGACGUGUGGGUGUGGAGCUGGUAGAGGUGCCUGUUGAAGACGUGGUAUGUCUGAAACUGUUGACCUACAUUAUGAUGAGUGUGGUUUAGAGACGUGUGUGUAUAUAUCUAAAGUGAGGCUAUUGGUUAACUCUAUUCUGUUAGCAGGUUGACCUUGGUAGACUGGCAGUGAAGACUAGGUGUGUUUUUGAGAGUCAGCAUUUCAGAGAAUAACUGUAGUCGACACUAUGAUAUGAUUAAGUCCAGAAGACGUUUCAGAUUCAACAUGAUCAUGAGACUAAGGUUGGCAAUGCUUCUUCAAUUGUUAUGACGGAUUCUGCUCAUUUCCAGACUCAAAAGCACCUACUAGAGAUCAAAAUCUCUUUUUGUGUUUAGUAGAUUUAUUUUCCAAGAGGUCCUAUGAAUAUUUCCUAGCUCGUCCGUGUUGGGACAUUUUUAAUUGUCAAUUCGGGGGACUCAUUUUAAAUUUGAUUCAUAGGUGGAUUUAAAUUUAGUUGAAUUGCAUUAGCUUCUGAAUUUAUUGGAUAAAGGUGAAAUUGACUCUAACCCUGGCAUGUACGUUUAUCUAAAUAUGUUCAUUUGGUUUACUUCAUAAUCAAUAGUGAAAGGAUGAUGUUUUUUCCACCAAAUACUAGUUGUUUUCCUAUUGGUCGAAAACAGCAUGAUGAUGGGGGGGGGGGUAAAAAAAAAUGUAAACAAUGUUUUUUUUUUACUGGUUGAUGAUGCCAAUGAAUUUUGUUGAUGUGUGAAGGGUUGCUUAUCUUUUCUCCUGUCAUUCAAAACUAUUUGUUUUGUUAGUGGAGUUUUGUGGUGUUCAUCAACACAUGGGACAUUGUUUUGUGUGUAGUAUUUGGUUUGUAAUGCAACAGGAAAAUGUAAAAACGGACUAAAAUAUAAUUUUUUUAAAGAUCUUAAUCGCUACAGAUAUUCCACCCUUUUUCAUCUCGACUCCGAAACUUUCACCCUUCAGUGCCAAACCUACAGUAUGUCGCAUGAAGCUUGCAUUCUAGUUAAAAACUAUUCUGAUUUGUCCUUUUUUAAUAGAACAUUUGGAAAGAUAAUGCUUUCUCAUUGAUCAAAUUAUCGAUCAAUCUUUACAGUGACUUGGUCGUCUGACUGUGUAACAGUACACGUCUUGAGUUCUGUCAUGUUCAUUUUCAAUAUUGUGGUAGAUGACCAAGUCUUUCCCAAUCUGCCUUUUAUUCUGUGCUGUAGAAGCAUUCCUUUGGUUUCCUUUGAAUAUAGCUUAUUUUUUUUUUGGUUCUGUCGAAGGUUAUCAUUUUGUGAAUGUAUGUUUUGGAAUUUGAGCUGUACUAUUGAAUGCUGUUAAUAAAAUCCUUUAUGCAAAGUU
Molecule: messenger RNA, 3954 nt
Organism: Oncorhynchus mykiss (rainbow trout)
Lineage: Eukaryota; Metazoa; Chordata; Actinopteri; Salmoniformes; Salmonidae
Source: RefSeq, a predicted model, not a curated record